AUGGAUAAUUUCGAAUUAAUCGUUUUCUUAACUCAACGAGUUUGUACAAUUCUAGCUUUUUUGAUCCACUUCCCUCUCACGUUACUUAUUCUCUACAAGUCACCAAGUAGUUUCGGUGCUUACAAAUACUUGCUCACUUAUAUAUCAAUCUUUGAGUUAGUGUAUGCUGUGUUAGAUGUUCUUGUAUCACCACAACUAUACACACAUAAAUCUGCAUUCAUGUUGGUUUUGGAUUCAAAUAAAACAUUUUUACCUUUCUGGACACUUUACCCAAUUGAUUUAUUAUUUUGUGGAAUGCUUGGAUGUUCAAUGGCUAUUUUUACCAUUAAUUUCAUUUAUCGAUAUUUGGUUAUGAAAGGAAGCGAGCUUCUCAAAUCCUUCGAGUCUUCCAAACUGUUUAUUUGGAUUGCUUCUCCAAUGGUUUACAGUGCCAUUUGGAUGUUUAUCACUGAAAUGACAUUACAAGGGAAUCCGGAUACUGAUAAGUUAUUAGAAGACACUUUUCUUAAAAAACAAAAAAUAAGUCUGUCUGAAGUUGUGUACAUUGGACCAAAUUAUUAUCCUGAAGAAGGCGUUAUUGAUUGGAUUCCAAUUAUUGGAAUGAUUUCUUUGACACUAAUGAUUUUUGUCUCAGUAUAUUCAAUUAUUUAUUUCGCAGUCAAUUCAUACGUUGCAAUGAAUAAAUUGGUAUUAACUUCUGUAAACUCUCAACGAUAUAAAGCUAAUCAAACUGAACUUCUCAAUGCAUUAGUCAUUCAAGCAAUAAUUCCAUUUGCUCUUAUGCAUUUUCCUGCUUCCAUUGUAUUCAUAACUCCAUUUUUCAACUGUGGAAAUCAAACAUUUGCUAGAAUAUUCAGUGUUACAGUUGCUCUUUAUCCAGUUUUAGAUCCUCUACCAACUAUUUUCGUCGUCAAAUGCUAUCGAAAAGCGGUGAUUAAAUACUUAAAUAUUUUAUUUUCAUUUUGCUCCAAUCAACCAACAAUAGUUACUGAACAACAUUCUUCAACUUCAUAUAAAUGUCCAGCAAUUACUGCUUGA
This is a messenger RNA of Caenorhabditis elegans, 1038 nucleotides long. It is a transcript of the gene str-1, whose product is annotated as Seven TM Receptor. The transcript is spliced from 5 exons. NCBI's taxonomy places the organism in Eukaryota, Metazoa, Nematoda, Chromadorea, Rhabditida, Rhabditidae. The record is from RefSeq and is marked reviewed. Bases 1 to 1038 code for a protein of 345 amino acids. Gene Ontology annotation, biological process: detection of chemical stimulus involved in sensory perception of smell.